GCACCCCCAGGAGCCCUGGGGCCCCCCGAGCCCUGCGCCCCCAGGACCUCCAGCCCCUGCAUCCCCAGGACCCCCGGGCACCCCGUGGCCUGUGCCCCCAGGAACCACAGGCACCCGGGGCUCUGCACCCCCAGGAGCCCCGGGCACCCCAGGCCCUGCACCCCUGGCCCCUGCGCCCCUGCUCCUCCAGGACCCCCCUGCGCCCCCCGGCCCCGCAUCUCCCGCGUGCCCCCGUGCUCGGCCCAGCACCCCGGUACCCCGGCCAAGCGCCGCACGCGCCCACCCGCCUCCCUCCCGGGCUUCGGGGGCGGCCAUGGGCCCAGGGGCGGGUGCUGCUGUGGGGCAGCCCUCCCUGUGGGGGGGCAUCCUGCUGCCCCCCAGGGGCACGGGGAGGCGAGGGGGCUGCUCGGGGGGCACGGCCGCGGGACACCCCGCCGGCGGGCGCAGGCCAUAGGGGAUGCUUGGGCUGGGCCCGUGUCCGGGGUGGGGCGUCGGGCCCCCCCGGCCUCCCGCGCAGGCGCGGGACCCCCCCAGGGGGGCCGGGGCCCUUCGCCUCGCCCCCGGCGCGGGCAGGGGCGGGCGCGGGGCGCCGGGGCGCAUCUCCUGCCGGGGCCCGGCGCACACGGCUGCGCUCUGCGACGCCGGCUCGGCUCGGCGCGGCUCGGCACGCCAUGGCGGGCGCUCCCGGGCGGCGCGGCGCCCCGCUGCCCCUCGUCCUCUGCCUCCUCCCAGGUAGGGCCCGGCCGGGCGGGGGGCUCCGGGGGUGAGGGGCUCCGGGGGGGGGACCGGGCAGCAGGAGGGAGCAGCCCCACGCAGACCCCAAGGGGCGAAAAGGGCCCCGGCCCCGCGGCCCGCCCCGGCCCGGCAACCCCAGAGGCACGAGAUGGCGGCCGUGGCGUGCCCGGGCGGGGGGCCCCCCGGGGAAGGGCCCCCCGGGGAAGGGCCCCGCGCCCCCUCGCCGGCCGGUCCCCCGGGGCACCCCGGAAUAGCAUCGGCCCCGGCCCGGCCCGGCCCUCCGGCUUCCUGUCAACAAAGCCCCGAAAGAGGAACCGAAACCGGCCGGGGGGCCCGGGGCGCCGCGCGGGGGGCCGGGCGCCCCCCGCCCCGUGCCCGGCGGGGCCCUGAGCGCGCCCUGCCCGCAGGCUGCCUCCUCCCGGCGCCCGCCGCGGCCAACGGGACCUGCGGCGCCGGCAACUGCACCUUCCCGCCGGCGCCAGCGCCCGCCCGGGUGACCCCGGCGCCCGUCCUGGUGGAGAAGCACCAGCCGACGGCGGGCCGCUGCCGCGCCGGCGGCUCCGCCGUGGUGGUGGAGGCCGGCCCCACGUCCCGCACCGCCACGGUGGGCGACCGCGUCAGCCUGGAGUGCGUGUUCAGCGCCCCCGAGGCGGCCACGGUGACCUGGAACCGCGUCUGCCCCCGCAAGAACUGCAGCAGCGCCUUCGCCCCCGUGGGCACCAGCCCCGGCAACCGCUCGGUGCUGCUGCAGCCGGACCGCGCCACCCUCGACUUCCACCACGUCGACCUGCGCGACGCCGGCCUCUACUUCUGCCGCGUGGAGGCCGGCCGCGCCGCCGGGCAGUCGUGCGGCACCUACCUGCGCGUGCGCAACCCGGUGGCCGUGCCCUUCCUCAACCUCAGGGAAUCCACCAAGAACCGCAUCAUCACGGCCGAGGGCAUCCUGCUGCUGCUCUGCGCCGUGGGACCCGGCCUCUUCCUCCUCUUUAGGAAGCGAUGGGCUAACGAGCGGCUGCUGCAGAUCAAGAAGAGCGCGUACGAGGAGGAGAACCUGUACGAGGGGCUGAACCUGGACGAGUGCUCCAUGUACGAGGACAUCUCCCGCGGGCUGCAGCCCACCUACCAGGACGUGGGCAGCCUCUGCGGGGGCGACGCGCAGCUGGAGAAGCCGUGAGGGGCCGCGCGGCCCCGUCCCGCCUGCAGCCCCCCGGCUCUCCGCGCCCUCCGGCUGCCCGCGCGCAGCGGGAAUGGGGCGCCGGACCGCCCGUUACCGUCCCCCUUCGGCUCGAGCCCCCCACGGCUUCGCUUCGCUGUUUAACCGCGGGAUCCCUCGGCGCUGCCCUGCCCCGCCCUGCGCGCCGACCUCCCGCCCCGGGUGCUCCACGAGCAGUAAUAAAGCUAACGAGCUGCUGACA
Dromaius novaehollandiae (emu) is the source of this 2150-nucleotide messenger RNA. RefSeq names its product CD79a molecule (gene CD79A). Gene Ontology annotation, molecular function: transmembrane signaling receptor activity. Gene Ontology annotation, biological process: B cell receptor signaling pathway; B cell differentiation. NCBI's taxonomy places the organism in Eukaryota, Metazoa, Chordata, Aves, Casuariiformes, Dromaiidae. The coding region runs from base 884 to 1909 and encodes 341 amino acids. The transcript is spliced from 4 exons. The record is from RefSeq and is a predicted model, not a curated record. Gene Ontology annotation, cellular component: B cell receptor complex; membrane; external side of plasma membrane.